Messenger RNA from Myiozetetes cayanensis, 2101 nucleotides. It is a transcript of the gene TGDS, whose product is annotated as TDP-glucose 4,6-dehydratase. Gene Ontology annotation, molecular function: dTDP-glucose 4,6-dehydratase activity. Lineage: Eukaryota; Metazoa; Chordata; Aves; Passeriformes; Tyrannidae. The record is from RefSeq and is a predicted model, not a curated record. The transcript has 12 exons. Gene Ontology annotation, biological process: nucleotide-sugar metabolic process. Bases 40 to 1113 code for a protein of 357 amino acids.
AGAGGGGCGGGGAGGGAGUGGUGCCGUAAAGCGCGGGCGAUGUCGGGGCUGGCGGGCUUGGCGGCGCCGGUGGCCUUCGAGAAGCGGCUCCUGGUGACGGGCGGCGCCGGCUUCAUUGCUUCACAUGUAGUGGUCUCUCUCGUGAAAAACUAUCCAAACUAUCUGAUUAUAAAUUUAGAUAAGCUCGACUACUGUGCAAGCUUGAAGAAUCUUGAAACUGUCUCUGGGAAGGAAAACUACAAGUUUAUCCAGGGAGAUAUUUGUGAUCCUGAUUUUAUAAAACAGCUCUUUGAAACUGAGAAAAUAGAUAUAGUCCUUCAUUUUGCAGCCCAAACACAUGUAGAUCUUUCAUUUUGGCAUGCCCUGGAGUUCACCUAUGUGAACGUUUAUGGCACUAAUGUGCUGGUUGCUGCUGCACAUGAAGCCAAUGUAGAGAAGUUUGUCUAUGUUAGUACAGAUGAAGUAUAUGGAGGUAGCACUGAUGAGGAAUUUGAUGAAUCUUCACCAAAACGUCCAACAAAUCCCUAUGCCUCCUCUAAAGCAGCUGCAGAGUGUUUUGUUCAGUCUUACUGGGAAAGGUACCAAUUUCCAGCUGUUAUCACACGGAGCAGUAAUGUUUAUGGACCACAUCAGUAUCCAGAAAAAGUUAUUCCAAAGUUUAUAUCUUUGUUGCAACAGAACAGAAAAUGCUGUAUUCAUGGUUCUGGACUUCAGAGAAGGAAUUUCCUUUAUGCAACUGAUGUGGUAGAAGCAUUCCUUACUGUCCUGAAGGAGGGGAAGCCAGGGGAAAUUUAUAACAUUGGAACUAACUUUGAGAUGUCCAUUGCCCAGCUUGCUAAGGAGCUAAUCCAUUUAAUAAAGAAGACCAGUUCAGAAUCUGAAAUGGAGCACUGGGUGGAUUAUGUCAAAGACAGGCCUACAAAUGACCUGAGAUAUCCAAUGAAUUCAGAAAAGAUGCACAACUUAGGAUGGAGACCUAAAGUGCCUUGGAAAGAAGGAAUAAAGAAAACAAUUGAAUGGUACAAAGAAAACUUUCACAACUGGAAAAACUCGGAGAAAGCUUUGGAGCCUUUUCCUGUGACAGAGCCAUUUGCACAGCUCAGUGGUCCAUAGGGUGGUGCAGAAUCUGAAGGAGUUUUUUCUACCUCAUACGGUCUUUUCUUCAAAACCUGCAAUCAAGUGGCUGCACUGGAGUCUGAAUGUUUUCAAGAUACAUGGCAUGAGUACAGAGCUACGGUGUGGCACAACUUUGGAAUGGUUUUAGCUUUUGGUGCAAUACUCUAUUCUCACUAGGUAUCGAUUUUAAAGACCUGCACGGAGUGAAGCAUAUUUAUAAUGCUAUAAAGUAGUGUAACUGAAGUAAAAUCUGCCUUAUUAACUAAAAUAAUUAAUUGAAACUAUAGCUUUGGGACUUUCUGUUAGAUUCGUUUUAGUUGUGGAAUCAUUCAUCUGUAUUAGUUUGUUUUUAUGGUGUAAUAUUUUUGUCACUUCAAAGAGGUUUUAUUUUUAAUCGAGGGGAGAAAUGUUAUAUUUUUUUUUUUGCGAAUUGAAAUGAGUUGAUAAAAUCUAGACAUGGCACCUGUAUUUUUCCAUCCAUUUCUCUUUGGUGCAGUAUUAACUUCUGUAGGUGGCUGAUUAAACUGUUACCUACUGUAUAACUUUAAAUGCCCCUUUUUAAGGAGAGCAAAGGGGAAAGGUGUCAAAAAGUAGUAGGUGUUCUUGCUGAGAUUUCCAGAAGCAUUUUCUUAAAUUUUGUCCUUUUUUUAGUCUCUUACUGUCUUUUACAUGUUAAUUUCCUUUUUGUAAAUGUAAUUGUAACAAACUUGAAAUACUGGAACACAGUUAACAUUCCAGUGAUAUUAUGUCCUGUGAUAUGAAGGUUAUUUAUGGAGAAAAUGUUUUUAAAUAUUUCUUUUUCUGUGAAUUGUGGGUUGGCAGACUUUAUUCAAUGCAGUGUUUUCACAAUUUUUUUUUCCUGUAACAUUUUAAAGAUAAAACAAUAUUUGAAUUUUAAUGUAAAAUUUGGAAAAAAACAUCAAUUCUAGAAAUAUGUCAGUGAAUCUUUUUCUAAGUUGAUUUAGUAAUAAAAGUCAUGGCGUAA